Zootoca vivipara (common lizard) is the source of this 3711-nucleotide messenger RNA. Its product is annotated as beta-1,3-galactosyltransferase 5-like. Gene Ontology annotation, molecular function: N-acetyl-beta-D-glucosaminide beta-(1,3)-galactosyltransferase activity. The record is from RefSeq and is a predicted model, not a curated record. NCBI's taxonomy places the organism in Eukaryota, Metazoa, Chordata, Lepidosauria, Squamata, Lacertidae. Gene Ontology annotation, biological process: protein O-linked glycosylation. Gene Ontology annotation, cellular component: Golgi membrane.
CAAAAUAUGAGAUAUAUUAAUAUACUUCUUCUCAAUUGUAUUUCAGUUCAGCAAUUACUCUGAUAAAAUACGUAUUCUGGGAUGUAUGAAUGGCUUUAGAUACAUCUUAGGUCCAUCAAUUACCAUAGCAUAUAUUCGACACAAAAAACAGUGUUGUUGACAAAGGACAGCUGGACAUAGAAAGGGCCCCAAUACCUUCAGGAGCUGAUGGCCUCAUCCAGCCUCAAUCCGGCCCUGGUAAGAAGAGCCCUCUGGAUCAAGGCAAAGGGGGCCCAUCGGGUACAGCACCCUGUUCUCACAGGGGCCAAGCAGAGAUGCAGUCAUGGGGAAAUCCGGAGGCAGGAUUCGAGCACAAGAGCAACCCCCUUCCCUCCUGGGGUUUCCAGAAGAAUUCUGGAAUUCCCUUUUCUCCUCCAGAAAUUUGUCCCGUCCUCUUUCCAAGCCACCCUCCUGCAGGAGGGAGUUCCAUAGUUUGACUAGGCGCUGUGCAAAGCCAUAUCCCUCCUCCCUGUGCACACUCAUGAGAUUUGCCUUUUUUCUUUUGCUUAGGAAAUGCAAGAGGAGCAGGACAGGCCAAGGCCGGGAGGAUAGAUAACCACCACGGAUCUGCCAGAGGCAGCAGAGUCCCCGGGUCCUGCUCCCUGGUUCCCCCACAGAGCGCCCUUCCUGUUUGCCCUCCAUCUGGGCAGCCGAAAUGAAGGGCCUGCAGGUGGCAUUCUGGAGAGCCCCCCCCUCGCCCUGCCUGUGGCGCUCCAAUCCCCCUUUGGCCCUGGCUGCCAUAGUCAGAGGCAGGGUGGCGCUUGGCCUCGGCCCCUGCAGGUCUCCUCCCCUCCGUCUCCCUCUCGCAGCUGCCCUUUGGCCCGACAGGCGAGAGCAAAGGCCAGCACUCCUGCCUGCCCAGCUGCGUCUCCUUGCCUCAAGCGGCAGGAUGUGACCAGAGGCUGCCAGGACUGCCAUGUACGGCUCCCCAUGGCCCCAAGGCGCCCCUGGGGCUCAAAGGGUCUGGCCUGCCUGUGUCUCCUCCUCUCCUCCAUCCCAGUCUGGUGCCUCCUGCUCCUGGCAGAUGGUGCCCAGACGCUGCGGUGGGCCUCCAGCCCUUUCUCUGCUGCCUGGCAGGAGCCCCCCCAGAGGACCCACUCGGGAGCCGGAAAUGCAGCCUGCCAGGGAGUGGACUUUGGGCCUCUGUUUUCAGAAGCUGCCUUGGAGCCACACUGUGAGCCUGGCCAGGUGCUCUUAAUCCUUGUGACGUCUGCCCCAGGAAACGCGGAAUCCCGGCAGGUGAUCCGGAGGACCUGGGCUGCCCGAGAGAAGCCCCAGCCUUACCCGUGGCAGGUUGUGUUCUUGAUAGGCCGCAGCGCAGGUGAGGGGGCCUCCCGGCAGAUCCAGCGAGAGCAGGAGGACUUUGGGGAUAUCCUGCUUGGGAGUUACCUGGACACCUACCGCAACCUCACCUUGAAGGUCCUGCAUGGCGUCCGGUGGGCCCUCGGCCGCUGCCAGCCCAGCUACCUCCUCAAGACGGACGACGACUGCUUUGUCAACACCGAGCGGCUGCCGGAGUUCCUGGCCAGGCAAAACCCCCUCCGGACCGGCCUCUAUGCAGGCUCCGUCUUUGCCCGGGAGAAGCGGAAAGUCAUCCGGCAUCCCUCCAGCAAGUGGUAUGUGCCAAGGGAAGCCUAUCCCCCGGAAGAAUACCCGCCCUAUGCCAGCGGCAUUGGCUACGUCUUGUCCCGGGACGCAGCCGCAAGGGUCCUGCGGGCGGCAGAGUGUGUCCCCCCCAUCCCAGUGGAAGACGCCUAUGUGGGCAUCUUGGCUCAGCAGGCUGGGCUGCAGCCGAAGUCCAGCGCCCGCUUUGCCAAGCAGAACGCCAGGUGGCGAGUGUGCAACUUCCGCUAUCUGAUGGUGAUCCACAGCCUGAGUGUGCCGGAGCAGGAGCUGGCCACACGGAGAAUGCGGGAAGCCCGGCACGCCUGCAGAGACAGGCCGGAGGUCACCAGGUGGUGAGAGGGAGAAGGGAGUGUGGGGUGGAGCCUUGCCCUCCUCCUGCUCCGAGUGCGGAUCUCAGCAAGAGCCUCGCACUGUCCUCCUCAGGCUCUUCCCCCAACACUGACUUCCUGCUAGAGAAAGCAAGUCCUGCUGGCAUUUUUGGCGGAAACAAACAAUAUUCUGUAGGUCCAGCAGAGCCUGGAUGUGCCAAGAGCCUCUUGGCAAAAAAGGGAGCCCCAGGAGGAAACAAGGCUCCACCUUCAAGAGCGCCAGGCGCCCUUGGCCCAUCUGACCCAACACGGCCCACUCUGACUGGCAGCAGCUCUCCAACAUCCCAGGCAGAGGGAGGGCGUCGUCACUGGACUUGAACCUGGAGCGUCCCAUACCUGGAGGAUGUGAUCCAGCACUGGGGGUUUUGUGCCUGUUCCAGCAGCCGGGAUGAGGACUGCGAAGCCUGCAGGAAACUCUGCACCAACCGGGCAAAACGCCCUCCCCUCACAUGGAUGGUGGCACUUCAGGGAGUGGGGGGGGGGGCUGUUUUGCCAGGAGCCACCCAGGGCCCCCUCCCAGACCUAUUUCAGGACAGCCUAACUCCAUAGAAUCAUAGAGUUGGAAGAGACCACAAGGGCCUGACUAGAGCAGAAUACAGUGGUACUAUUACUUCCCUAGAUCUAGAUGCUAUACUCCUAUUGAUGCAGCCCAGAAUUGCAUUGGCUUUUUUAGCUGCUGCAUCACACUGUUGACUCAUGACAAGUUUGUGGUCUACCAAGACUCCUAGAUCCUUUUCACAUGUACUGCUCUCAAGCCAGGUGUCUCCCAUCCUGUAUUUGUGCCUUUCAUUUUUUCUGCCCAAGUGUAGUAUUUUACAUUUCUCCUUGUUAAAAUUCAUCUCCAGGCAUGUGAGAGUGGGGCUGCGAGGCACUGAAUAGCUGCGAUUCCUGCAUUUUAGCUGCAAUUCUUGCAUUGCAGAGGUUGAACUAAAUGAGGCUUUGAGUCCUUUCCCAAACUACAAUUUUGAGUUUCUACGAACAGGCAUUAACAAGACAUCCUAACCCUAACCCUAAUCAACAACUCAUCCUAAUAUUACUCAUUGGGAUUACUAAUUUCAACUAGAAACUCAUCUCAGCUCCUUUUAUAGCUCAGCUGUGGUUUCUAAUCUGUAAAGUGGUGCUUUUUGGGUGGAAGGGGAGGAGGAACCCCCCCCCCAAUCCUGGAACAGUAAGCUCAGCUUGUUGGUGCUGCAAGCUGGAAAUGAAUGGGGCAAGAUAUUCCCCUCCCCACGCUGGGGGACUGGAGGGCAAGCGCACACAGCCCUUGGCCCUUCACUGCCAUCAAAAAGACUCAGAGUCAUGAGUUCUGGUGGACAGAGGGGGUUGCUUCCUCCUUUGGGGGAAGCUAUCUGCCUUUUAUCUCCUUCAAGGCGGAUAAUCUUGCAGCAAUCAGCUUCUGUUCAGAAGCGGACCUGCUUCUCAUGAGGAAGAAGCCUACUUCAUAAAACUGAAGUAAAAGCAACCAACCAGCCAAUCAAUGAAUCAAUCAAUCAAUCCCUGCACACUGAAAGCUAGGGUGUCAGGGAGAAGAGUAGACUAGCAUGUCCCUCCCAAACAUGCCAGGACAUUCUAAGCCCUCCAUUUCUGAACACCGCUCUGAUGUUCCUGCACAGGAAAGAGGCACAAUACAUUUCCUCGUUUUUACAUUUUAUUGAAAAAAUAAAAUUUUGCAAAAGUC